AUGGCUCAGGACUGUCCUCUGCUCCUCCUGAAGGCAGACACUCUUAGGCUGCUCCUGUCUCUCUCUCUGUCUCUCUCUCUGUCUUUGUCUCUGUUUGUGAGCACAGCUGGAAGUUCUCCUCUCUUAAACCGGCACCUUCAGCCAGCAGAAGCGGAGGGAUUCCUCGAGAGAUACGGCUACUUGCAUGAUGAGGAGCACACGCACAGUGCAAAUGAGGUCAAGUCAGCUGUCAGGGAGUUCCAGUGGCUGUCCCACCUGCCUGUCACUGGACAGUUGGACAGCGCCACCCUGGUGAAGAUGGCCUCGCCGCGCUGCGGGGUGAAUGACAGGGGUAGUCACGAAGGCUGGGCACAAAGGGUCAACACCAUUUUCACUGGCCGGAGCCGGCAGGACCUACGCAGGAAGCGUUACACUCGGCCAGGGGAGAAGUGGUACAAGCGUCACCUGACGUACCGCAUCGUGAACUGGCCGCGGCACCUCUCGCAGGGUCCCGUGCGGCUGGCCGUGCAGAUGGCCUUCCAGCUUUGGAGCAAUGUGUCCGGGCUGGUCUUCCAGGAGGUCAGCCAGAGUCCAACAGACAUCCGACUGGCCUUCUACGAGGGAGAGCACAACGACGGAACAAGCAAUGCGUUCGACGGCCCAGGCGGUGCCCUGGCUCACGCUUUUUUCCCAUGCCGGGGCGAGGCUCACUUUGACAAGGCGGAGCGCUGGACGCUGAAUGGCCAUAAAGGACAUAACCUUUUUCUGGUGACCGCCCACGAGAUCGGCCACACGUUGGGAUUAGAGCACUCGCCCGUCCGUCACGCCCUCAUGUCGCCCUACUAUAAGAAGAUGGGGCGCAGCCUGCUGCUCAGCUGGGACGACAUUACAGCAGUGCAACAGUUAUACGGUAAGCCAUCUGGUGGUGCUGCGGUGCAGAUACCAAGCCGGGCUCUGAGCUGGGCCAUGCAGGACUGGGAACUAGCUGAGGAACCUACAGACAGGAACCUUUCCCAGCCGCACUAUUGCCAAGGCCUGUUCGAUGCCAUCACAAUGGAUGGGAAUGGGACAGUGCUGGUCUUUAGGGGUGGGCUGUUCUGGACGGUGUCAUCUGAGGGAAAUGUAAGCAGCCCCCUUAUUCUUCAGCAGCGCUGGCCUCACCUCCCAUUCGCCAUCGAGGCUGCAGCCUUCUCCCCAUUGGACGGCAAGCUGUACUUUUUUAAAGGUAAGCGAAUGUGGCGGUACUCCGGCACCAACCUGGACCCGGGGUUCCCCAGGAAGAGCAGCGAGUUGGGCCUGCCGCGCCACCUGGACUGUGCCUUCUUCUACAGCCCUUUGGGCCGCAUGGUACUUUUUAAAGGCUCACGCUACUUUGUGCUCAACCUAGAGACGCUUCGUUCUGAGCCGUACUAUCCACGCAGCCUUGCAGACUGGAAGGGGGUCCCCAGGGGGGCUAACGGGGUGCUGACCAGGCCGGACGGCCGCCUUUACUUCUUCCGAGAGCAGAAGUACUGGAGGUUCGACCCAGGGAAGGUGCGGGUCACUCGGACCGGGCAGUGGGCCGAGACGUUAGAGUGGACCGGCUGCCACAGGACUCUCUCAGAACAAAGCAAUGACACACUGUGACCAGCAGGGGGAGCCAGAGACAUGAAACAGCUAUUGACUUGAGGCAGUGGUCCUCCAGAUGGUCUCCAUUCAUCCUUAUGCUUAUCAUCCUUACGAAUUAGGUUGUAGCAAAAAUGUGGAUUGUCUGUGAGGCUCUGAUGAUCCGGACUGAAGACUGAUUUGAUUAGAACGAAAUAAAAGGGAUCGAAAACUGAAAAAGAACAAUAUUUUUCAUAGAAUGUAACUGAGAACAGCAGCAAAAUCAAGCUAUUUUACAAACUUGGUCAGCUAGUAAAUAGCUUUCUAAGUUUGUUACAGGUUAUUUUUAUAGGAUCCAUGAUUUUAUUGGUUCGUACUAAAAAGAAACAGUGUUUUGUCAGUUCUGCUCCAGCAUUCUACACCUUCCCUAUUCACUCUGAUCAGAAUAAAAUUAAAAAUACAGCUAAUAAUGUUCUUCUAAUAAAGCCUACUGUGCGUAUAACACAAUAACACCAAAUCAAGUUGAACAAGAAAUGAUAAUGUUAUUAACCUCAUUUUAAAACAAAGUAUUGUUCCUCUUUGGUCUUCUGUUUUUGUCCUGUGUUAAGUCAUUUCUAAUCUCCAGUUAAGGAGAGGGCCACGUGCAAUUCAGUAAAAACCUGAGACUUUCUUGGAAAGUUGUCAUGGAAAACCAUGUUUUUCCUUGUCUGAACAACCUGGACAGUUUUGUUUUGUUUGUGAACUGCAGCCUAAAAAUAUAAAAAAAUGUUCAUGUGUAUAGGACUGUAAAAGUAUUAUUAUGAAAAUUUGCAUUUGUUGCAUAUAUGUAAUCUCAAUAAUGAGCAUAACUGUACUGUAAUUCCAGUUUAAAACUGAUGUAUUUUAAAUAAUGCAAGCUAAUAUGUGAGAGCUGUGUAAUCUACACCGAUCAGGCAUAACAUUAUGACCACC
Colossoma macropomum (tambaqui) is the source of this 2514-nucleotide messenger RNA. It is a transcript of the gene mmp28, whose product is annotated as matrix metallopeptidase 28. Bases 1 to 1605 code for a protein of 534 amino acids. The record is from RefSeq and is a predicted model, not a curated record. The transcript is spliced from 8 exons. Gene Ontology annotation, biological process: collagen catabolic process; extracellular matrix organization; proteolysis. Lineage: Eukaryota; Metazoa; Chordata; Actinopteri; Characiformes; Serrasalmidae. Gene Ontology annotation, cellular component: extracellular matrix. Gene Ontology annotation, molecular function: metalloendopeptidase activity; zinc ion binding.